GCUUAAAACAUCGCAAUGGAGCAAGAGAAACUGCAAGAUCAUGCUUGAAUAGUUUGGUACUUAUUGUUGGCCUUGCUCGUAUGAUUCCUUCACUUGCAAAAAAUCCGAAUACUAAUGAUCCUCUAUUGAGAAAGGAAUUAUUAGCUUGUCUUUCUGAUCAUCUUGACGAUGAAAAAAUAUAUCUUGCCCAAUGUUUCCAUUAA
Molecule: messenger RNA, 203 nt
Organism: Dentiscutata heterogama
Lineage: Eukaryota; Fungi; Glomeromycota; Glomeromycetes; Diversisporales; Gigasporaceae
Source: the annotation of a GenBank genome assembly